Aspergillus clavatus NRRL 1 is the source of this 2814-nucleotide messenger RNA. RefSeq names its product putative importin beta-2 subunit. The record is from RefSeq and is a predicted model, not a curated record. Bases 1 to 2814 code for a protein of 937 amino acids. Gene Ontology annotation, biological process: protein import into nucleus. Gene Ontology annotation, cellular component: nucleus; cytoplasm. Gene Ontology annotation, molecular function: nuclear import signal receptor activity. Lineage: Eukaryota; Fungi; Ascomycota; Eurotiomycetes; Eurotiales; Aspergillaceae. The transcript is spliced from 3 exons.
AUGGAAUGGCAACCUCAGGAUGAGCCAUUGAGGCAGCUGGCCUGCUGUCUCAGGGACUCGUUAAACCCUUACAAUCGCACAGCACAAAAGGAGGCCGAACAGAUGCUGGUGCAAGCGACAUCCUCCCCCGACUAUGUCAAUUAUAUCACCUAUCUCUUUUCCACCCCGCAGAUCCCCCCGACCCUGGGCAUAGCUGAAAAUGUAUACAACAUGGUCCGCUUCGCUGCUGCGAUGAAUCUGAAGACGAAGAUCCGCGUCGCAUACAGCACAAUUCCCCAGCCCAGUCUUGCAUACAUCCGAUCCGCGACUCUGAUCGGCCUCCGGGACGCCGACGCUCAGGUGCGGAAUUCGGCCGGAAGCAUUAUCACAGAGUUACUGCAGCAAGCCGGGCUGCUGGCAUGGCCGGAGGUGCUGAAUGAGCUGCUCGGUCUGGUGGAGAACACAUCGAGGGACGUGCCCGUCCUGGCUCAGGAGGCCGCUAUGUCGGCUCUCGCCAAGGUCUGCGAGGACAACCGCAAGGUCCUUGACCGGGACUACCAGGGCCAGCGGCCUCUCGACGUGAUCAUCCCGAAGUUGAUGGAGUUUACAUCAAGCGGGAGUCCCAAAAUCCGGUCCAUGGCGCUGGGUACCAUCCAUGUCUUCCUUCCCAACAGACCGCAGGCGUUGAUCGCCUCGAUGGACCUGUUCCUCGCGCAGCUCUUCCAGCUCUCAGACGACCAGAGCACCGAUGUGCGCCGGAUGGUGUGCCAGACCUUUGCGCAGCUGGUGGAUUUCGCCCCCGAGAAACUCAUCCCCCACAUGGAGGGGCUGGUCAACUAUAUCAUCAUGCAGCAAAACAACCAAGAGGAUCCGGAACUCGCGCUCGACGCCGCGGAGUUCUGGCUGGUCGCCGGAGAGCAAGCCAAGCUGCAACAGCCUCUGGCGCCGCACAUGUCCAAGAUUGUUCCGGUGCUGCUCCGGAGCAUGGUGUACGAUGAGGACGAUGCCAUCCGACUUUCGGGUGAGGGUGACGAUGCCGAGCUGGAGGAUCGUGAGCAGGAUCUGAGGCCCCAGUUUGCCAAGUCGAAAGGCUCCCGCUUAGACACUUCCAAGACCGAGGCGCAGGCGAAUGGCGCCGCAUCUGCAGAGGAAGACGAUGAGGACGACCUGAGCGAAGGUGAGAUUGAGGAUUCCGAGUUCGGAGAUGACCCGGAGGACGAGUGGACUCUGCGCAAAUGCUCUGCUGCUGCCCUGGAUGUCUUCUCCAACGUCUACCACCAGCCCAUCUUUGAGGUUAUCCUGCCCUAUCUGAAAGAGACUCUCCGCCACGAGCAAUGGCCACAGCGCGAGGCGGCUGUCCUCACCCUGGGUGCUGUUGCAGACGGCUGUAUGGAUGCAGUCACCCCUCAUCUUCCCGAACUUGUUCCCUAUCUUAUCUCGCUCUUGAACGACGCUCAGCCGGUUGUUCGACAGAUUACCUGUUGGUGUCUCGGUCGGUAUUCGGAGUGGGCCUCGCACCUGGCCGAUCCGGCGGAGAGGGCUCGUUUUUUUGAACCCAUGAUGGAGGGCAUCCUGCGGCGUAUGCUGGACGGCAAUAAGAAGGUACAAGAGGCGGCCGCCUCUGCCUUUGCCAGUUUGGAGGAGAAGUCCGAUGCCAACUUGAUUCCCUACUGCGAACCCAUCCUGAGACAGUUUGUACAAUGCUUUGGAAAGUACAAGGACCGGAAUAUGUAUAUUCUGUACGAUUGCGUCCAGACGCUUGCUGAAUGUGUCAUGGGAGAGCUGGCGAAGCCGCACCUGGUCGACAUCCUCAUGCCUGCGCUCAUUGACCGGUAUAACAAGGUAACGGAUCAAUCGCGCGAACUCUUCCCUUUGCUUGAGUGUCUGGGGUAUAUUGCUGCGGCGUAUGGCGAUGCUUUUGCUCCGUUUGCCCCUCCGCUGUUCCAACGCUGCAUGAAGAUCAUCUACGAAAACCUGCAAGAAUAUGUUGCUCACGUCAACAAUCAAGCCAUCGAUGAGCCCGACAAGGAUUUUUUGGUCACCAGCCUGGACCUUCUCAGUGCCAUUAUUCAAGCCAUCGACCCUUCGAAGAGCGGCGAGUUGGUGGCGAGCUCUCAACCUCGCUUCUUCGACUUGCUCUGCUUCUGCAUGGAAGAUCCGAACUACGAGGUCCGGCAGUCGUCGUAUGCUCUGCUGGGCGACUGUGCCAUCAACAUCUUCCCCCAACUGGAGCCUUUCAUCCCCAACAUCAUCCCCACGCUGAUCAAGCAGCUGGACUUGGACAUGAUCAAGGAUGAUGACCGUCACACGGGCUUCAGCGUCCUGAACAAUGCGUGCUGGUCGUGCGGCGAGAUCGCGGUCACCGAGAAGGCGGAUCUGUCCCCGUACGCCGAUAAGCUGUAUCGCGGCCUGUUCGUCAUCAUCAACAAUGAGGAGAUCAUCGACUCGGUCAACGAAAAUGCUGCGAUGGCUCUCGGCCGAUUGGGUUUCUGCUGCUCCGAUCAGCUUGCGGCCCACCUGGCCGAGUAUGCUGGCGUGUUCUUGAAGUCGAUGAACAAGAUUGAAUUCACCCGUGAGAAGGCCUCUGCUUUCCUUGGCUUCAACCACGUGGUGAUGAAGAACCCUCAGGCUCUGGAGUCCUGCCUUGGCGAUUACUUCCAGGCCAUUGCCGCGUUCCCGGCCAAGUCUCUCCACCAGGAGGACUACCGUGACGUUCAAAGCUCAUUCGAACAGGUCCUGCAAGGCUACAAGAACAUGAUACCCAACUUCGAUUCGUUCCUCACUCAACUCCCGCCGCACGUGGUUCAGAAACUCCGCUCCACGUACCAGAUCUAG